UAUAAACCCAUGGAGCCGGGUGCGCACGUGGGUGACGCUGCAGGGCCAACCCUCUUCGGGGUCCCUUUUGUUGAAGCAUCAAACAUAAGCACCUUUGGGAGUCCCGAGGGGCUCAGAUGAGAAUCAGCUAUCAUCUUGUUCACGGAGCGCUCUAUACUGAUCAGCGGAGCAGCCAUGUCGAGGUCUUUUUACGUCGAUUCUUUAAUCAUCAAGGACACGGUGCGACCUGGACCGCCCGAGCAUCCAGGACAAGACUUCCUCCUGCCCAUCAGCAUGCACUCUCCUGGCAUGAUGACGGUCAGUGCUCCGGUGUGCCCGUCCAGGAAGAACGGGACAUUCUGUGUUUGCCCGCUUUGCGUCACGUCCCACAUCCACCACUCGUCCCGCAGCGGCAUCCCCAUGCUGAAGAGUCAGUUUCCAGGAGCAGAGGCGCAGUACUGUCAGAGGAUAGCGCACCCUGGACAUACACCUGUCUGCACGCCCACCUUCAGCGUCACAGACCCCAGGAGAUACCACUGUCUGUCUAUUGGCGCCUCAGAGAGCAGCCACAUACAGAACGGAAAGAGGAUGCGCACAGCUUUCACGAGCACGCAGCUCCUGGAACUUGAAAGGGAGUUUUCCACGAACAUGUAUCUGUCCAGACUCAGAAGAAUCGAAAUCGCCACGUAUUUAAACCUGUCAGAGAAACAGGUGAAGAUCUGGUUUCAGAACCGCAGAGUGAAGCACAAGAAGGAGGGCAAAGCCACGCAGAGAAGCGCGCACAGCGGGUGCAAGUGCACGACCGCGCACACGGACUAUUCACGCUCAGAGGAUGAGGAGUCUCUAUCUCCGGCCUCCACCACAGAGGAGAAGGAGGUGUCACCCAUUUGAGAGAGACGAGUCUCAAGUCCCGCACGUCCCGGCUGGCACUUAACUCUGCCCCUGUAACAGUCAUUGGUUAUGUCAUCAAGCGACCUCUGGGCCGAAAAUCUCUUGCAUGAAGUCUGAGCAGAAAUGUUGUUUUUCAUGUUUCCUACUUUUAUAUUAAAGUCAAAAUGGUGAAAACUGUCGUAAAAUGUUGGGAAACGUUACCCCCCUCAUCCUGCUGUU
Molecule: messenger RNA, 1089 nt
Organism: Labrus mixtus (cuckoo wrasse)
Lineage: Eukaryota; Metazoa; Chordata; Actinopteri; Labriformes; Labridae
Gene: gsx2
Product: GS homeobox 2
Exons: 2
Coding region: 175-870 (231 amino acids)
Biological process (GO): regulation of DNA-templated transcription
Cellular component (GO): nucleus
Molecular function (GO): DNA-binding transcription factor activity, RNA polymerase II-specific; sequence-specific double-stranded DNA binding
Source: RefSeq, a predicted model, not a curated record